AUGCGAAAAAAUCAGAAAGUGUCGGAAAGACCGCCGAAACGCGCCGCGUCGGCGACCAACAUUACGCCGACGCAGAGUGAUGGCGGCGGCAGCGGCGUCGAAUGGAAACCACCGCCGGAGAAUGAGCGACCCAAACAUCCCGGAUAUGAGGCGCCGAUUGAGGCUACCGAAGAGACCAAGACACAAUAUCAGAUUUACCAAUUCCGUGAUGCCACUGAUUUCGUCUAA
Caenorhabditis bovis is the source of this 228-nucleotide messenger RNA. NCBI's taxonomy places the organism in Eukaryota, Metazoa, Nematoda, Chromadorea, Rhabditida, Rhabditidae. The record is from the annotation of a GenBank genome assembly.